Leguminivora glycinivorella is the source of this 2899-nucleotide messenger RNA. RefSeq names its product eukaryotic translation initiation factor 2-alpha kinase 1-like. NCBI's taxonomy places the organism in Eukaryota, Metazoa, Arthropoda, Insecta, Lepidoptera, Tortricidae. The coding region runs from base 177 to 1934 and encodes 585 amino acids. Gene Ontology annotation, biological process: protein phosphorylation. Gene Ontology annotation, molecular function: ATP binding; protein kinase activity. The record is from RefSeq and is a predicted model, not a curated record. The transcript has 4 exons.
AUGAUGAAAUUAUUAUGUAGUUAGUGAAUUUGUGUGAAUUGUUUAUUUUGUUACAAUAUUUCUGGAAAAUAACCAUGUCUUCUAGCAAAAACUUAUAGUUUUUGCAUUAAAAUGGUAUUCUUCUGCUUCAAACGAAAGAUUUGCAAUCAGCACUUGGGUCACAGAACCAAUACAAAAUGGAAAGUAAAAAGGAUAAAUGGGAGGCUCUCGCUACUGUGAAAGCCUUUGAUUUAGUAUUUUCUACCAUGGAACAUGGUCUAAAUCAAAACAGCCAUGAACAUGAUUACAUACUGCAUCAGAGUAUGCAACAAGUAGAAAUAGUACAAUCUGCUGCCACCACACCUAUCAGUCUCCUCAUCCAGUCCCUUGUCAAACAGCUGUGCGCACUCCUCGAGAAAGACAUGACCAGAGCGAACCAACUGUACAACACUAUAUGUGAGAAACUACAUAGCAUGCAUCUUAUAGAUGACUCAUAUGCUAUGGGAGAAUUUGAGGCUAUGAGGAGCCAGUACCAACGGGCUCUCUACCAACUAGUUACUGUCACAACUGGAUCCGAAAUACCAAUAACUAUACCAGCAUCAUGGCCCAUCCAUCAACCAUCCUGCCUGGAAUGGUCCCGCUAUCACAGAGAAUUUGAUGAGCUAUACUACAUUGCUGGUGGAGGAUUUGGUAGUGUUUUCAAAGCUAAACACAGAUUGGAUGGAGUUGAAUAUGCUGUAAAGAAAGUGUUCAUCAAGUCCUCUGAUGUUGACUCAAUAAUGACUCAUUUGGCCGAGGUUAAGACUCUGGCCAGUUUGAACCAUCCUAACAUAGUGAACUACAAAGCGGCAUGGCUUGAACCAAUGAUAGAAUCUACUGUGACUAAGAAAAAACGUAAAUACCAGAUGGACAUGGACAGUGAUGAGUUCUCAGCACUCAACUCUAGUUUGCUAUCAACAAAUCUUAAUUUAGUAAAGUCCUUUAAGACUCAUAAUUCUAAAGAACUUACAAAACAGCACAGUCAGUCUGAUUUCAUAAUUUCCUUUAAAAACUCAAGCAGUCAAGAAGUAUCUGAUAACUCUAUAGAAGACUUUGAUGAAACUGAGAGUGGUGAAGAUUCCGAUACUCCUGAAAAAGAACAAGCAGUUUGCAAACUUAUCGACAGCAAAGAGUAUGAGAACUGUUCACGAGUAAAUCUAAAAUGGGCAACACUGUACAUUCAAAUGACAUUCUGCAAACAAACUCUAAAGCAAUGGCUUGACGAUCGCAAUAAUCUCAUGUCUACAUCACGUAAGAGUUCUACGGAUUUGUCUACUAGUGAUGACUCUGGGAUGGACAUGACACCGGAUGCUAAAUAUCCUGUAACUUGGACACACAUUGAUGUUCUGGUAGACAUGUUCACACAGUUGGUGAAAGGGUUAAAUUACAUUCACUCUAAAGGUAUAAUCCACCAUGAUGUGAAGCCUUCGAACGUGUUUGUGGCACAGAGCGAGACGGGAGUGCUGGUGCAGUUGGGAGACUUCGGGCUGGCGUGUCCACUGCAGCAGUCGCACAGUGGAUUAGCGCUGGGUACACAUUUGUAUGCAGCUCCUGAGCAGUUGGAGGGACAAUGCAAUCCUAAGAGUGACAUGUACAGCCUGGGAAUCAUCCUCCUAGAGCUGAUAGAGCCCUUUAGCACCGACAUGGAACGAGUGAAGACCAUCACAGACCUCCGCAAAGGCCAGAUCCCCGCACACCUCACUGCCAACUACCCUAAAAUAGCCCACGUCAUCGGGAAACUCGUCCAGCGGCGCCCGUCGAAACGACUUGACACUAGACAACUUUUAGAAGAACUUAAGAACCUCUCGGAGAAUAAGGAUGAAACUAUAAAGUCAUUGAGAGAGGAACUGGCAGCGAAGGAUGAUGAAAUAGCACAGUUGAAAAUGAUGCUGGCAAAAUUUAGUCACAAAUCUUGAAUCCUUACCACAUCCAUGGAAACACCAAUAAGUGUACUUAUGUGUGUGUGUGUGCGUGUGUUAUAUGUAAUGCUAUAUGAUCGGAGUGGGUAUGUAGAUUUUUGACUGUAAUAUUCUUAAGGCUGUUUUCUUGCUGCACUGAUGUUGACUUGAAAAGUAUGAUUGAGGUUUUAAAAGUAUGCAAUUUUUCUGCUAUCAAGCACCGUUUAAUGCAUCAUUUUCAUUCAUCAGCAGUAUUUUUCCUACCAAUUUGUAAUAAAACCAUAGAUCUGGAUUUGUAGUAUACCUAGCUACAAUACCAACAUCAAGUGUAUCAAGGAAACUUACUUUGAUCUGAAUUUUGGGCCAAAUGCGCGUGUUGAUCUUUAAAUAUUGAUAUGAAUUAGUCUAAUUUUGAGAAAACCACGCGCUCGGAACUCAUAUAUACAUAAUAUGAACUAUUAUAGGGUACCUAUUCUAGUUACUACACUUGAUUGCUAUAUAGAUACCUCAGAGAGUGUAGGUACUAUAGUGAUAGAUGACCUUUCAAUACAAUUUAUGCCUUAAAAAGACUCAAAUCCAAAAACUCACAAAAUUGUAUGAUCAUGACAUCUAUCAUUUUACCCAAGCAGUUAGUAAAACUAUUGUUUUAAUGCAAUUGUUAUAGGUACUUAUAAUAUUUAUGGUAGAUCCUAAUUUGCUUCCCACCCCCUUAUUAAUAAAAUAAGGGGGUUACUGUUUAAUCUAGGUAAGUAGGUAUAAGGCGGUGGUCACACUGAUUUCACAUUACGAGCUCCUCUGGUGUGCGAGCGAUACAUCGCUAUAUAUGUUUAUAUCGCGGUUUCAAUUAUACAUUAAAACUGCGCACUUUCAGAUCCGUGUGAUAACCGUGUAAAUUAUCUUACAUCUAAAAUUUAAUCUCCUUACUCCGAUCAGAUUUUUUUUGGACAUGCUUUCUGCCAACUAAUAAAACAACAAAAUUUUAA